AUGGGGACGCUAAACUGCGCUGUUGACAUGAGCUCCGGCACGAAGCAGCUACAGCACCAGCCAGCAGCGCCGACUUCGCCCACCGCCUCCUUCUCGGAGUCGAACAUCGUCGCCUCGUCCGCCGACCCCGACGCCAUCGACGCCCUAGCGGGCCUGCAAGCGCUGAGGUUCGAUGGAGACAUCGACGGCGAGAUCCAGUCGCCUGACCUCGCCAUGUGGGAGUCGCUCUUCGCCGACCAGAUCGGCGCCGGCGCCGCCUCGGGCGCCGACUUCUUGAUGUCCUCCCCAAGGAGGGACUUCAGCCCUCUGAGGGACUUCAUGGCGUCUUCUCCCAAGAGGGACUACAUGGUGUCUUCUCCCAAGAGAGACUACAUGAUGUCUUCCCCCAAGCGGGACUACAUGGUAUCCUCCCCUAAGAGAGAGAUGGUGGCUUCCCCGAGGAGAACCUUCUCCAACCUCUACAACAACAGCACCAGCAAUCAGAGCUACAUGCAUGGCACCUUGCACGGCAUGGACACGGGGAGCCCCAGCAAUCUCGCCGGCUACGGCAAGGGGAAGUCGUCGCAGAGCCCGCUCCACAAGGGAUUCGUCAACAACGCCCACAGCAACAGCAGCAAGAGCAACCUCUCCUGCUCCUCGUCCUACGUUAACAGCAGCGAGAACCUUGCUCUGCCAUCCUUGAACUCCUCCUUCCUGGAGGACGGGUACCUGGCGUACCAGCUGCCGCCGGAGAAGGAUGCCGGCGGCUCCUCCUCUGCCGGCACCAGUGCCACGCAGCUGCCGACGCUGUCCGAGUGCCUGGCGAUGCCGGAGCCGGUGUACGGGGCCAGGGACGAGGCGGCGGUCGGCAGAGGGAUUCCGGUGGGAGGCUUGCAGCCUGAUCACCUCUACUACGCCAGCCAGUUCGGAGCUGCAGAUGGCUUGCCGUUGCAGCACCAAAUGGCAAAGCCUGACCAGUGGGCAGAUUCUUCCUCCUUGCACAGCAUGUUGGGGUCAGUAAUACAGUCAGAUCAGGCUGAGCAGUCUUUGAAUUUGGUACGCAGGCUGUCACAAUUGGCCAAAUGGUCGCAGUCCAUGCAUUCCGAGCAGGACAGCGGUCUUCAGCUGGUGCACCUGUUGCUGGCGUGCGCCGACUUCGUGUCCAAGGGCGACCAGCCCUCCGCCCUCCGCCACCUCCACCUCCUCCGCCGCGUCGCCUCGCCGCUCGGCGACUCCAUGCAGCGUGUCGCCUCCUAUUUCGCCGACGCCCUCGCCACUCGCCUCUCGGUCUCCUCCGGCACCGCCAUCUCCCCGCGCGGCGCAGGCGCCCCCUACCCCUUCCCGCCGUCGCCUGAUACCCUAAAGAUUUACCAGAUCCUCUACCAGGCAUGCCCUUACAUCAAGUUCGCCCACUUCACGGCCAACCAGGCCAUCUUCGAGGCCUUCCAUGGCGAGGACCGUGUCCACGUCGUCGACCUGGACAUCCUCCAGGGCUACCAGUGGCCGGCUUUCCUUCAGGCGCUCGCGGCACGGCCGGGUGGCCCGCCGACGCUAAGGCUGACGGGGGUUGGCCACCCGGCCACGGCUGUAAGGGAGACCGGGAGGCACCUUGCCUCCCUCGCCGCUUCGCUGCGUGUGCCGUUCGAGUUCCAUGCCGCCGUGGCGGACAAGCUGGAGAGGCUGCGCCCUGCCGCUCUGCAGCGCCGCGUCGGGGAGGCGCUGGCCGUGAACGCAGUGAACCGCAUGCACCGCGUCCCCGGCGCUCACCUCGGCCCGCUGCUGUCUAUGAUCCGUGACCAGGCUCCCAAGAUCAUGACGCUCGUGGAGCAGGAAGCUGGCCAUAACGGCCCAUACUUCUUGGGCAGGUUCCUGGAGGCACUGCACUACUAUUCGGCCAUCUUCGACUCACUGGACGCGACAUUUCCGGCAGACUCAGCGCCACGGAUGAAGGUCGAGCAAUGCCUGCUGGCUCCUGAGAUCCGCAAUGUGGUGGCGUGCGAAGGCGCCGAGCGGGUGGCACGACACGAGCGGCUAGACCGGUGGCGCCGCAUCAUGGAGGACCGUGGAUUUGAGGCCGUGCCGCUAAGCCCAGCGGCCGUCGGCCAGAGCCAAGUCCUUCUAGGACUUUACGGCGCCGGUGACGGAUACCGGCUCAACGAGGAAAAAGGGUGCCUCCUCCUCGGCUGGCAGGAUCGUGCCAUCAUCGGCGCAUCAGCGUGGCGGUGCUGA
This is a messenger RNA of Triticum dicoccoides, 2208 nucleotides long. RefSeq names its product GRAS family protein RAM1-like. The record is from RefSeq and is a predicted model, not a curated record. NCBI's taxonomy places the organism in Eukaryota, Viridiplantae, Streptophyta, Magnoliopsida, Poales, Poaceae. The transcript has 4 exons. The coding region runs from base 1 to 2208 and encodes 735 amino acids.